UACAAUAAACCCAGUGUUCUGAGGAAAUGUAACACAUGUUUAGUGUUUGAGGUGUACCUCUGACGACAGAAGACCUUGAAAAAAAGGAGAUAAGAGGACUAAAAUACCUGAAACUAAGAGGGUGAGGGCAGACAGACAGACAGAUGGUGUAGGCAUGAAGUUUUUCCUUCUUUUGACUCUCUUUGGAGGGGCAGCUGCAGUUGCCCUGAAGGAAGGUAACAAGAUUGUUGGAGGGCAUGAGUGUCCGAAGAAUUCUGUGCCCCACCAAGUGUCUCUCUUCACUGGGUACAACUUCUGUGGUGGGACUAUUCUGUCUGAUGAGUGGGUGCUCUCUGCUGCACACUGCCAAACAAAGUCAGAUGUAGAAGUUCGACUGGGAGAGCAUGACAUCUGGGAACCUGAAGGGACUGAACAGCACAUUAUGUCUGCCAAGUUUAUUCGCCACCCUGACUACAACUCCCGCACACAGGACAGUGAUAUCAUGCUGAUUAAACUGAGUCGACCUGCAACUCUGAACAGCUACGUGAGCCCUGCUACACUCCCUUCAAAGUGUGCCAGCGAUGGGACAAUGUGCCAAAUCUCUGGAUGGGGGAGUCUUCGUCCCAGCAAUGAGGGCUCGAGGUACCCUGAUAAGUUGCAGUGCCUGGACACCCCUCUCCUGAGUGAUGACACAUGUUUUAAUUCAUAUCCUUUCCAAAUCACUGAAAACAUGAUCUGCGCUGGCUUUCUGGAGGGAGGGAAGGACUCCUGCCAGGGUGACUCUGGGGGUCCUAUGAUCUGUGACGGAGAACUCCAGGGAGUUGUGUCUUGGGGGCAUGGCUGCGCUUUGAGAAAAAAACCUGGGGUGUACACAAAAGUUUGCAAUUACAUCUCCUGGAUCAAGAACACCAUGGCAUCUGGCUGAGGAGCAAAUAUAUCAAAUAAUUCACAUGUGAACUGGCAGUAAAGUCAACUAUAUGAUGCA
Messenger RNA from Perca fluviatilis (European perch), 964 nucleotides. RefSeq names its product trypsin-3-like. The transcript is spliced from 5 exons. Lineage: Eukaryota; Metazoa; Chordata; Actinopteri; Perciformes; Percidae. Gene Ontology annotation, biological process: proteolysis. Gene Ontology annotation, molecular function: serine-type endopeptidase activity. The coding region runs from base 155 to 904 and encodes 249 amino acids. The record is from RefSeq and is a predicted model, not a curated record.